Molecule: messenger RNA, 473 nt
Organism: Pogona vitticeps (central bearded dragon)
Lineage: Eukaryota; Metazoa; Chordata; Lepidosauria; Squamata; Agamidae
Source: RefSeq, a predicted model, not a curated record
UCUGUAAAAGGGCUUCACUUGAACCUGGUUUUCAGAACCAAAAUGGAUAUGAGCUCCUUGGUUUCUGUACUACUGGGGAAUUAUGUCCCAUGGCUCGUGGGCCUCACUAGAGAAGAUGCACACCGUAUAUUCCCAUACUUCCAGAAGAAUGUGUAUAAUAUCUUGCGUGAGAGUGGCUAUAUGCACAUCCAGGCAACCAAACCAGACACAGCAGGAUGUGGAUUAAACAACUGCCCAGUGGGGCUGGCUGCAUACAUUUUGGAGAAAUUCUCCACCUGGACGGAUAACUCAUUUCGGAACUUGAAUGAUGGGGGUCUGGAAAGGAAGUACACUCUGGAUGAACUUUUGACCAAUGUGAUGAUUUACUGGGUGACUUCUUCCAUUGUAUCAUCAAUGCGCUUUUACAAGGAGAACUUUUCCACAAAUCCAAACACAACUCCUGCUGCUCGGUAAGGGGGUAUUAGAAACUUUUC